UGCUCUAUUUAUCUAUAAAUAAAGCAUAACUUCAUCUAUCUUGGAGGGAGACACACUCGAAGAGAGAGAAAGAUACCUCGAUUCGAAUUCGAUUUUCGUUUCUCACUCUUCCCCCUAUGGCGAAACCUCGCAAGACCAAGAACAACGAAGACCCCAAGCCCGAAAACUCUGGUGCCCUAGUUCACCACCAGAAGCUAUGUCUCUCAAUUGACAUCGACAAACGCCUAGUCCACGGGUACACUGAAUUGGAGAUUGCGGUGCCGGAGAUUGGGAUCGUAGGGUUGCACGCGGAGAAUUUAGGGAUUGAGAGUGUUUGGGUCGAUGGUGAGCCCACGGAGUUCGAGUAUUACCCGCAUCAGCAGCAGCAGGUGGAAGAUGAUAAGAGGUUUAGUUCUGUGUGUUCUCCUAGCUCUGCUGCCGAUGCUGCUGUCUCAGUGUACAUGUCCUCUCUGGAGAAGGAGCUGGUUCCCAAUUUACUUAUUAACUGCUGUAAACCUUCCAAGACUGAAAGUGAACAACAGCAGGAGCAACCAGUUCCCGAGAACGGGUUUCACUCCACGGCCGAGCCCAAACAGAAUGUGAGAAUUGUUCGUAUUGACUAUUGGAUAGAAAAGGCAGAGACAGGAAUCCACUUCAGAAAUAAUCUUCUUCAUACUGAUAAUCAGAUAAGGAGAGCUAGAUGUUGGUUCCCCUGUAUAGAUGACAAUUCACAACGAUGCUGCUAUGACCUGGAGUUCACCGUAGCACACAAUCUUGUGGCUGUUAGUACGGGAUUCUUGCUUUAUCAGGUCUUAAGCAAGGACAAUCCUCCUAGGAAAACAUAUGUUUAUAAAUUGGAUGUUCCAGUAGCUGCAAGGUGGAUAUCUUUGGCUGUUGCCCCAUUUGAAAUUCUUCCUGAUCACCAAUUUAGUCUCAUAUCACACAUGUGCUUGAUGCCUAAUCUGUCAAAGAUGCGGAAUACAGUGGAAUUUUUCCACAGUGCCUUCAGCUGCUAUAAGGAUUAUCUUGCUGUAGACUUCCCAUUUGACUCAUACACGCAAGUUUUCAUAGAGCCAGAGACGGCUGUGUCUUCACUGAGUUUAGGGGCCUCUAUGAGUAUAUUUAGUUCACAAGUUUUGUUUGAUGAGAAGGUUAUUGAUCAGACUAUUGAUACAAGGGCAAAACUUGCAUAUGCUCUUGCAAGACAGUGGUUUGGCGUGUAUAUCACUCCGGAGACUCCAAAUGAUGAGUGGCUCUUGGAUGGACUUGCUGGCUUCUUGACAGAUUUUUAUAUCAAGAAACAUUUGGGAAAUAAUGAGGCCCGAUAUCGGAGAUACAAGGCAAAUUGUGCGGUUUGCAAAGUUGAUAAUGGUGGAGCGACAGCUUUGAGCUGUUCAGCUUCCUGCAAGGAUUUAUAUGGAACUCAGUGUAUUGGUUUGUAUGGAAAAAUAAGAUCGUGGAAGUCUGUGGCUGUUCUUCAGAUGUUGGAAAAGCAAAUGGGUCCUGAAUCUUUCCGUAGAAUUUUACAAACGAUAGUUUCUCGAGCUCAAGAUAAAACACGUUCCAUGAAGACUCUAAGUACUAAGGAGUUUCGACAUUUUGCCAAUAAGGUUGGGAAUCUUGAACGUCCGUUUCUUAAGGAUUUCUUUCCACGGUGGGUUGGUUCUUGUGGGUGUCCUGUUUUAAGGAUGGGGUUUUCCUAUAACAAAAGGAAGAAUAUGGUUGAAUUAGCUGUGUUGCGAGGAUGUACAGCGUUGCAGACUUCAACUACAUCCACUCUUGAUAUUAAUCCAGAGACAGAAAAUAGAGAUGGAGAUACUGGAUGGCCUGGUAUGAUGAGCAUCAGGGUAUAUGAACUUGAAGGUAUGUAUGACCAUCCUAUUCUGCCAAUGGCUGGUGAAGCAUGGCAGCUACUGGAAAUACAAUGCCACUCAAAGCUUGCUGCUAGACGCUUUCAGAAGCCCAAGAAAGGGUUAAAACAUGAUGGAUCUGAUGAUAAUGGUGACGUGCCUUCCAUGGAUGUGCGCUCAAAUACUGAGUCCCCUUUAUUAUGGAUCAGAGCAGAUCCUGAUAUGGAGUACCUUGCCGAGGUUCACUUUAACCAACCUGUUCAGAUGUGGAUCAAUCAAUUAGAGAAGGACAAAGAUGUUAUUGCUCAGGCACAAGCAAUUGCAGCCCUUAAGGCAUCACCACAACUAUCAUUUUCAAUUGUAAACGCCCUAAACAAUUUUCUCGGUGACUCCAAGGCCUUUUGGAGAGUACGGAUUGAAGCAGCAUUUGCAUUGGCAAAUUCAGCAUCCGAGGAAACUGAUUUUUCUGGUCUACUCCAUUUGGUGAAAUUUUACAAGAGUCGAAGGUUUGAUCCUGACAUUGGACUUCCAAAGCCGAAUGAUUUUCAUGAUUUUGCUGAGUAUUUUGUUCUUGAGGUAAUGCAAGGAGGUUAUUGAAAUUUGGUAGCUGUGAUCUGUACGCAGUUUUACAUUGCUUAUUGAAAUGUAAGCAGUGGUCAGUGUGGUGUGCUUAGCUGUAUUCAUUUGCUUAAUUAUCGUGAUGCAUUAAAUGACACCAGAUAUGUACUGUAUGAAGGUUUAAGUAGGAGUGAAUAUGUCUAUGUUAGUUGUACCUGUAAACCCAAAUGAUUAAACAUUUUCAGUUUGAUUCCAUGGUUUGAGAAAAAAGAAAAACAUUAGUCUCUGGGUUUCAUUUGGAGACAAUGAUCAUUCUGAAAGAAUAAAUGAUUGCUUUGGGAAUUAUAACAUUUUCUGAACUCGUAUAUUUAUCUGGGGAGUGAUAUUUUGAGUCUCAAUGCGAAGGACACAAACGUCUCACAAUGACUGUUGUGGUUUUGAUGUGUUUGUCACCUAGGAUGCUUCUAACCUCGUACAAAUUACUUUCGGUGUGCUCUAUUUUGAUUUCUUCUACUGUCUAGUUUUAUGGUGAUAAACUUGUGUGCAUUAUGAAUUAAAUAAGUUCAAACUUACAAUUUGUGUUGUCAUCAUCUGGUGAUCCUACGGCCUUUUGUAUUGGAAUCUUGAUCUUUGUUAACCUGGUCGCUCCACCCUCACGAACUUUGCUGCUCUUGUGCUAAUUAUAAUGCCAUCCAUGAACUAAGAUUCCCAUAUCCCUUUUACAAACUAUAAUGUCAUCCAUGAAAUACCCCCUUUUCAAAUUAUAAUAUUAUCCAUGAACUCGACCCUUACUUAUCUGUGAUCAUUUACAUUCUUUUCUUUUACAAUGGUUUGUUGUGUUUACAAUUGAAUAUUGAAUGUCUUGUUUAUGAUAUGUUUUUGUCAGUUACCUUUUGUGAUGGUAAUUCUGAACUGGUUUGCAUAUUCUUCUUGUGGCUGUAUAAUGAAUAAUUGUUUAUUGAUGUGCUUUUAAAACGUGGCAAGUCAUUUUUGGGUAAAUAAAUUGUUGUUGUAGGCUAUUCCCCAUGCUGUUGCCAUGGUUAGAGCUGCUGACAAGAAAAGCCCAAGAGAGGCUAUCGAGUUUGUUCUACAGCUAUUGAAGGUUAUUGUUUAUGUUAGACUUUGUUUUAUUA
Molecule: messenger RNA, 3520 nt
Organism: Vigna umbellata (rice bean)
Lineage: Eukaryota; Viridiplantae; Streptophyta; Magnoliopsida; Fabales; Fabaceae
Source: RefSeq, a predicted model, not a curated record